Messenger RNA from Seriola aureovittata, 2225 nucleotides. It is a transcript of the gene xrcc4, whose product is annotated as X-ray repair complementing defective repair in Chinese hamster cells 4. The transcript is spliced from 8 exons. Bases 95 to 1111 code for a protein of 338 amino acids. Gene Ontology annotation, cellular component: DNA ligase IV complex; DNA-dependent protein kinase-DNA ligase 4 complex; nucleus. The record is from RefSeq and is a predicted model, not a curated record. NCBI's taxonomy places the organism in Eukaryota, Metazoa, Chordata, Actinopteri, Carangiformes, Carangidae. Gene Ontology annotation, biological process: double-strand break repair via nonhomologous end joining; immunoglobulin V(D)J recombination; response to X-ray. Gene Ontology annotation, molecular function: DNA binding.
GCCGUUCCCGGUACAGCUGUGAGCCGUUAAAGAUAAACAGGUGAGCUUCUUCUCUUCAGCGGGACGAACCGUGGCACCGACUGAACCUCCGGGGAUGCGCACGUCAGUGUGUGAAAUCCACGUCUCCUCUCAGCCUGACUCCGCCUACUUCCUGCGGGUAGACUGGAGGGGGCGGGGCUUAGGUUCUGGCUUCCAGUUGCUGCUGACUGACGGACAGGAUGCGUGGAGAGGAGAAGUGAGCGAGGCAGCCGUGCGUACGGAGGCGGAGGAGCUGGAGAUGCAGAGGGAGCGGUACGUCCAGGACCUCCAGCAGGCGCUGACCGGGUCGGGGGGCUCCGUCACCUACAGCUUCACCCUGACGCCGUCUCCACCAGGCCCCGCCCUCACACUGGCCUAUGAGAAGGUGCAGAAGGACAUCUCGUUCAGGUUGGGCUCCGUGUCGCUGCAGGCCGUCCCCGAGCCGGCGGAGGCCGUCAGGGAGUUACUGGUCCACAGUCUGCAGAGGGGGAACACACUGGAGCACCAGAACCAGAACCUGGAGGAGGAGAACCAGAGACUGAGACGAGAACAGCAACGCAUCACUGCCGAACUGAAGCGGUACACCGGUGGUAAAGAGGCGCUGGAGGCGGAGCUCUACUCUCGGUUCAUCCUCGUCCUGAAUGAGAAGAAAGCCAAGAUCCGCAGUCUGCAGGAGACUGUGACACACCUGCAGGAAACCAGGAGCUCUGAGGGACAGAAAAACAAGGAGUCAGUGAAAUCAGGCCAAACAGAAGGUCAGGAGGAAGGGGAGGAUGAAUAUGGAGGGAGCACUGAUGAGGAGCCAGAGGAGGAGCAGUCGACUCCAGCUCCCGCUGAACACUCCCAGGACUCCUCCACUCCCAGCCCGUUGGACGACAGCCUGAGGGACAUCACGGACGUGGCCCCCUGCCGCAAACGCCGCGUUCGUCACCUCGCGGCCCCGGAGCCCGCGGUGAAAAGGUCGACCCCGCAGACCUCCAAGGGACGCAGGAGCGACUCCCCUGCAGGAUCCAGUAAGCGGCCGACCCCCCAGCGCCCUGCAGAUGCUGCGGCAGCGCGUUCGGAGGCUGAGGACCUGUUUGAGGACUUCUGACCCUUCACAGACCCACGUGAUCACGUGAUCACAUGAUCACAUGAUCACAGCUCUGAUGUAGACUGGCAACGCUCUGAUAUUUUUACACUGAAUGUUGGGAUUAAAGGUCAGGGAUUAUAGGAAACUUGUUUUUAAGGAAACACACGGUGACGAGUGAAAGUUCAUUCCCUCUGUGUUUUGAUGGCGGGUGACGAGAGCAGAGGUCUGAUUACAGCCCGAUUUUAUUCAUCAGGAAGUCUAGCUAAAGUAAAGAGAAGAAGAACGACCCUGAAUCCCCCCAAAACAACAUCUGUUUACAUUCAAGUGACCCGCUAAUUAACGAUGUCGGGAACAGAGAGAGGAGACGGGUUACAGUAGGACAGUCUGUGAGCCGAGGAGGGAAACGCAGGAGGUCGGCGUCGAUUGAAUUUGUCGUUUUCCAACCAGCUUCGACCACAAUCAUUUCACAACCGUAACCAUGUGUUUAUUAAUGGAACCACGGCCACAGAUGUUGCAUCAUCUCGAUGUAGGAGACACUUUAACCCAAAACAAUGAACCAAAUCUUUCUCUGUUCAAGUCGACCCGAACUUUAACCACCGGAGCUGCACCAUCAAAUCAACAGAUCCAUCCGAGUGUCGGAGGCAGAGACGGAUGAGAGUGGAGUCCGAUCAGGAAACACGAGGUCAGGGUCCUGCUGCAGACAGGUAGACCUACCUGUACGUCAGGAGCUGCAUGUGUGGAUCCAGCUUCUUCCUCUGUUCGCUCACAAGCCCAAGUGAAAAGUUCAGAGCGAGUCUUCGUGGUUCUGCUUCUUCGUCCUGCAGCGUCACAGACGGAAAAGCUUCGACUACGUUCAUGCAACGUUUCAAACAAACAAUAUUUUUCCUACGACUCUUUAAAUCUUGUUUUAAGAUAAAGUUUAAGAUAAAGACUCAGGCGCUCGUUAGUCAGCUGACCCCAUCACGUUCAUCAGACCUCCGCUCUCAGCUUCUCGUCCUGCUGCUGCUGGAACUCGUCUCCUGUCUGUAGUUUCACAGUCACAACUUUGUGCGUCAUGAACUGCUUUUCUACAUAUUUACACAUCUGUCUUUUUAAUAUUUGUACCAAAUAAACGAUGUAAAUGUUCACUGUUUAA